This is a messenger RNA of Mizuhopecten yessoensis (Yesso scallop), 1006 nucleotides long. RefSeq lists its product as uncharacterized. NCBI's taxonomy places the organism in Eukaryota, Metazoa, Mollusca, Bivalvia, Pectinida, Pectinidae. The record is from RefSeq and is a predicted model, not a curated record. The coding region runs from base 44 to 514 and encodes 156 amino acids. The transcript is spliced from 3 exons.
GGGGUCUUCGUUGUCCACAACAUGUCUCACAAUUUCCAGUCCAAUGGAGACAACGACUGCCAGUCAGUCUAGGACAACAACCAGUCAGUCAGGAGAGACAACCCUUCCGUCAAGGGAGACAACCACCCAGUCAAGAGAGACAACCACCCAGUCAAGGAUGACAACCACUCAGUCAAGGGAGACAACCACAUACAACAGCACUAAUUCUGGAUCGACAACAUUAGGACAAAAGUGCGCUCAACAAAACGAUUUACAGCAAUGUUAUCCAUUAAGUGCUGUAGUCGUCCCUCUAGUAGUAACCUCACUACUGAUUACUGUAACCAUGGUAGUCCAUUUUAUCCUUUAUAGAAAAAGACUUGCACUCGUGAAACAGCCAGAGUAUACUGAAGCCGUCAUGACGUCACCAAACCCUGUCCAUUAUGACAGUCUAGAUCUCUCCCGGGUGGAACCUCCCAACCUGUACGCCGACACCUCUACUCGACAGAUGUACGUCAAUACAGCGAUGGAAUCAUAAAUACCACAUAUUCAUAUUCUGUACACCAGAAGUUCACCCCAAAUCCUUUCAUCCGACAAACGAAAUUCCAUGGUGGUUUCUGUUUUAUACCAUGGUUUAUAUAUAUAUAGGAUAUGAAUGGUCUAAGUGAAGUUUUGUGUAUUACUUCUGCACAAUGUUUCAUCAGAUCACAAAAAUGAGACGACUGUUUUGGGGAUAUAUCAUGUUCAUAGUAAGUAUUUGAAUCUCUUAAGUAAGUAGUGUAUUGCUUUAUGAAAUAACAUCGGACAACAUUUUCUUCUAAGAAAUACGUAAAAAUAAUAAUGUUUAAUCGAAAGGUGGAAUCAAUUAUUGUAAAUGAUGCAUACAUUGAUUAUGAAUAACGUUACUUAACGAAUAUUUCUACAUAGGGACAGACAUGGCGUGUCAGAUAACGUAAAAGGAAGCGUAGUAAUACAAUGAAACAAUGAAAAUAGUUCAACAUUGUUGAUUGGAUUGCAUGGAUAAUGCUUG